Messenger RNA from Diabrotica balteata, 1565 nucleotides. Lineage: Eukaryota; Metazoa; Arthropoda; Insecta; Coleoptera; Chrysomelidae. The record is from the annotation of a GenBank genome assembly.
AUGUUCGUCCAAUCUUCCUCAAGUCCAGAAAAGAACGGGUCAAUUCCAGAGAUUAAGAUUACUUCGUCAGAAAGUUCAGAAUCGAAGGAUGUAACUUCGGAAUCUCAGGCGACACAGAACGGAGAGGCAUCGGAAGAUGUUGAGAAAACGAAUGUUACCAGUUCAAUUCCACAAGAAAAUGGGGAUGUCAGUAAUAAAGGUAAAGGAAAAGCCCCGAUACCAAAAUCUCCCCAAAAACCUGCUGUGACUAGGCCUAAAAGAAAUGCUAAACAGUUAUAUAAGAAGCUUUUGGACUUCAAACCCGAGGAAGAAAGCGAUAGUGAAGAUGAAGAUGAUACCACAUUUGAAGGUCCAAAUGAGGAUUCGUCAGAUGAUGAAGCCGACGUUAACGUUGCAAUAGAAGCAGAAGGUUCUGAAGAAGAGUGUGAAGAAUCAGGCGAAGAGGAAGAAAGUGAGGAAGACGAAGCAGAUGACUACGAGAACCCGGAAGUUUCGGAAUUCGCAAGAAAUAUGAAAGACGAGCCAGGAUCUGAUAGUGGAUGUACUGCAGUAGUAGCACUUUUAAAAGGAAAUGAAUUAUAUGUUGCUAACGCAGGUGAUUCCAGAUGUAUUGUUUGUAGAGACGGUAAGGCGAUAGACAUGAGCUUCGACCAUAAACCUGAAGACGCACCAGAACGUGAACGGAUAGUCAAAGCAGGUGGAAAUGUUACAGGUGACGGUAGAGUUAAUGGUGGUCUGAAUCUCUCACGGGCGAUAGGAGAUCACGCGUAUAAACAAAAUAAAGAUUUAUCUGAUAAGGAACAGAUGAUUACAGCAUUACCGGAUGUCAAAACGUUGACUAUUAAUCCCGUCGAGGAUGAAUUUUUAGUUUUGGCUUGCGACGGAAUUUGGAAUUUCAUGUCUAGUCAAGAAGUAGUUGAUUUCAUUAGGCCGAGAAUAUUGGAAUCGAAAUCCAAGCUCUCGACUAUAUGUGAAGAGAUGUUCGAUCAUUGUUUGGCACCCCAUACUUUAGGAGAUGGCACGGGUUGUGACAAUAUGACAGCGAUAAUAGUCCAAUUUAAAACGAACAUUUUAAAAAGAUCUGCAUCCCCCGUUCCUAUCAAAAGUGAUAUAGUAAAAAAGAUAAAGACUGAAGAAACGGUAAAAUCUGAAUCUGGUGCGACAAAGAACGAAGAUGCGAGUAAAACAGAAACCGGCGUGGAAAAGACUGAAGAUGAUUCGCUAAAAAUGGAAUCCGGGACGGUCGCGUGAAAAAAAAUUUUUAUUGUUACUGUAACCAUUUAACGAAGAUUGUCCCAUUGAAAAUUUGCUCUGGUUUGAUAAACUUGGAUCAUACUUUUCAUCGUAUUGUUAAUAUUGGACAUUUUAAUACCAAUCACAGCUAUUUGAUAUAAGAAACAUCUGCUCAAAUUAUUUUUUCAACUUGGUUGAACAGAGAACUCUUAAAUAUUCAACAAUGAGUCUUUAUCAUAUUAGAUUUCUUGAAAUGUUUUCUUUAUUUAGAAGAUUGAUAUUGUAAAAAAGCUGUUCUCAAUUAAAUCAACAUUAUUGUCGUAACGAUGGCU